Molecule: messenger RNA, 1592 nt
Organism: Hibiscus syriacus
Lineage: Eukaryota; Viridiplantae; Streptophyta; Magnoliopsida; Malvales; Malvaceae
Product: branched-chain amino acid aminotransferase 2, chloroplastic-like
Exons: 10
Coding region: 38-1315 (425 amino acids)
Biological process (GO): branched-chain amino acid metabolic process
Cellular component (GO): chloroplast
Molecular function (GO): branched-chain-amino-acid:2-oxoglutarate transaminase activity
Source: RefSeq, a predicted model, not a curated record
CUUGUAUAACAAACACAAACACACGAGUGUUGAGGAAAUGGAGAUCAGCGCCGUCCUCUCUAAUUUCCAGCCUACUUACCUCCUUUCCCCAUCUUCUCGCUCUUCCGUCUCCUCCACCGCCGCCGCCGUCGCCGCCGCCCGAACAGCUCUUCAUCUUUCCUCCUCUCAGCAAACUCGUUUCUCUCCGCCGCUAUUUCAAAAGAAGCAAGUUUUAGCUUCUGCUUCGUGUCGUAAUGUUAAUGAAACUAACAAUCCUUUUAAGAGAGCUGUCGUGUUAUCCGAUUCUUAUAGUGAAGCAACUGAAUUAGCUGACAUAGAGUGGGACAAUCUUGGAUUUGGGUUUAUUCCUACUGAUUACAUGUAUAUAAUGAAAUGUACUCAAGGUGGAAGCUUCUCUAAAGGUGAAUUACAAAGAUUUGGGAAUAUUGAAUUAAGCCCCUCAGCUGGAGUCUUAAAUUAUGGACAGGGAUUAUUUGAAGGUCUAAAAGCCUACAGGAAAGAUGACACUGUUCUUCUUUUUCGUCCUGAGGAGAAUGCUCUCCGAAUGAGGCAGGGGGCGGAAAGGAUGUGCAUGCCAGCACCCACUGUUGAGCAGUUUGUGGAAGCCGUAAAGGAAACUGUCUUAGCAAACAAACGUUGGGUCCCCCCACCAGGUAAAGGUUCUUUGUACAUCAGGCCAUUGCUCAUUGGGAGUGGAGCCGUCCUUGGUCUUGCACCUGCUCCUGAAUACACCUUUCUUAUUUAUGUCUCACCUGUGGGAAACUAUUUUAAGGAAGGUGUUGCUCCAAUAAAUUUAAUUAUUGAACAUGAACUGCAUCGUGCCACUCCAGGAGGCACGGGGGGUGUUAAAACUAUUGGGAAUUAUGCUGCGGUUCUGAAGGCACAAUCUGCUGCAAAAGCCAAAGGAUAUUCUGAUGUCCUCUAUCUUGAUUGUGUUCACAAAAAGUAUCUGGAGGAAGUUUCCUCCUGCAACAUAUUCGUGGUGAAGGGUAAUAUCAUCUCCACUCCUUCAAUAAAGGGAACAAUAUUACCUGGCAUCACGAGAAAGAGUAUAAUUGAUGUUGCUCGAAGUCAAGGGUUCCAGGUUGAGGAACGGCUUGUGGAAGUGGAUGACUUGCUUGAUGCUGACGAAGUUUUUUGCACUGGGACAGCAGUGGUAGUGUCACCUGUUGGCAGUGUCACUUAUAAGGGUAAAAGGGUAUCAUAUGGAUUAGAUGGUUUCGGAGCUGUUUCACAGCAACUUUACUCGGUGCUUACCCAACUCCAGAUGGGUCUUAUAGAUGAGAAGAUGAGCUGGACUGUUGAGUUGAGUUAGGCAUACUGUAGGAACAUCUGGUUUGCCUUUCUAAAGACAUCACCGCCUUAGGUAAAAUGUGUUUUUUUUUUACCCUCCCGUUGUCUGAAGACAGUUUUUCUUCUUUUGGGCAAAUGUUGGUCAGAAGUGUCACUGUUUGGUACCGAAGGAUGUACUAUUAUUAGUUUCGAAGCAGGAAACCAAGAAUAUUGCGACCAAACAUUGUUGUUUAAUGGGCUUGAAAAGAAAAACUUGGAAUUUACUAAAUGUGAUGGAAUAAUUGGAAUGGUUUUGGAAA